AUGCGUUGUAGUUGUCGAUUCUGUGUGGUUUUCCAUCUCCAUACCAGCCGUCGCCAAGAUAAAGCAGAUCCAAAUCUUCGAGAUAAUUUGUUGUGCCCCUCUUGUCGUACUUUACACCAACACUAUCGAGACCUAGAUCGACUAUCACACGGAAAAACUUCCAAUUGUUAUGGCAAUAUGUCUUUGACCUUGCUUUCAAAAGGUAGUCUCCAACUCCCAAUUUUUCAUUUUCGUUCAAUGGCUCCCAAAUAUGCUCAGGCACAAAACACAAGGCAAAUCCAAUCGCCGCAAGGUCCACCAACAAUUGGUCGUAGUCAUUGGGGUAUCCCCAGAACUCUUUGUGAUGAGGAUUUGUUCCAUUCACUAGUCCUCGACGAUACAAGUCCCAAUGGCCAAAAUUUCCUCCACCGUACUGGUAAGGCACAAUUCCCCACAACGGCCUCAGAUAGCCUUCAAACUCGGCAGCAGCUUCCAGGCAAGUUGACCCCAGCUCGCUAA
Messenger RNA from Meyerozyma guilliermondii ATCC 6260, 498 nucleotides. RefSeq lists its product as uncharacterized. NCBI's taxonomy places the organism in Eukaryota, Fungi, Ascomycota, Pichiomycetes, Serinales, Debaryomycetaceae. The transcript has a single exon. The coding region runs from base 1 to 498 and encodes 165 amino acids. The record is from RefSeq and is a predicted model, not a curated record.